Messenger RNA from Bombyx mori (domestic silkworm), 7193 nucleotides. It is a transcript of the gene hook, whose product is annotated as protein hook. Bases 174 to 2252 code for a protein of 692 amino acids. Gene Ontology annotation, biological process: cytoplasmic microtubule organization; cytoskeleton-dependent intracellular transport. Gene Ontology annotation, cellular component: centrosome; cytoplasm. Lineage: Eukaryota; Metazoa; Arthropoda; Insecta; Lepidoptera; Bombycidae. The transcript has 15 exons. Gene Ontology annotation, molecular function: microtubule binding; dynein light intermediate chain binding. The record is from RefSeq and is a predicted model, not a curated record.
AUUUGAUUAAACGUCAUAUUUCAUGAACAAUUAAUCAACACACUGAAAUAUUUAUUUUCUAUUUAUUUUAUUGUUAAACUAUAUAUCUACCUACAAUGUGUAAAAACAAAUAAAUUGGAUUGAUCUGUGUAAAGCUUACUAUUUGACUAUUUCAUAUAUUUUAAUUAAAUACAAUGGAAGGGAAUGGUGCAGUAUUGUGUGACAAUCUAAUCAAUUGGCUACAAACGCUAAAUCUUAAGGCCAAACAUGGAAAUCCAAUGGAACUCUCAGAUGGAGUGGCAAUAGCUGAAGCUUUGACCCAGAUAGCCCCUGAAUAUUUCACUCCAUCAUGGAAUACAAAAAUAAAGACAGAUGUUGGAAACAACUGGAGACUAAAAGUUAGUAAUUUAAAGAAAAUAUUGGAGGGUGUUGUUGAUUACCAUCAAGACAUUUUGAAUUUGAGUCUUCAAGAAUUUCCAAGACCUGAUGUAGUCAACAUUGCUGAAACAGCCGACCCGUCUGACUUAAGAAGGUUGCUACAAUUAGUUUUAAGUUGUGCAGUAAACUGUAUUAAGAAGGAAGAGUACAUAACAAGAAUAAUGGAAAUGGAGUUAUCUUGUCAAAGAUCUAUAAUGCAAGCUAUACAGGAAUUGGAGACGUUGACUUUGGGAGCGAAUCGUGGGAGUUUGCAUUCAGAAGACAUAGGCAUUGAACAUUCCGAUGCUGAGAUGAGAGAAAUUUUGGCGCAAAGAUGCCAUGAGUUGGAUACACAGGUAAAAAUCCUUCAAGAGGAAAAGAUGACGCUUCUGAGCGAGGUGGCGCGGCUGACGGCGGCCCGAGACGCGGCGAGCGCGGCCGCCGACGACGUCGACCUCGACGACGGCGGCGAGUCCCUGGGGCCCGCCCACGCCGGCACCCUCCGCUACAGCAACAUGCGGGCCCAGCUCGACGCGCUCAAAGACGAACUGGACAAAGUCGAGCUGCAGAGGGACGAUCAGAGGGCACGAAGCGACGCCCUCGAAAGGGAGUUGGCCAUUUUAAAAUUACGCAACGAGGAGCUACAGAUUAGAAUGUCACUCACUCUAUCUCCUUCGAUGAUAGCGGCCCAAGAGAACGUGGCUCUGAAAGACGAAGUGGAUGCUUUGCGCGAGACGGCGGCGAAGGCGGUCGCGUUGGAGACCACAGUGGCAUCGUAUAAAAAGCGGAUGGAGGAAUAUGUUGAUUUAAAAAAACAGGUUAAGUUACUAGAGCACGCCAACACAGAGUACGUUCAACGCACCAUAGAGUACGAGCAGGCGGCCGCGCGAGCGAACGCAGUGCGGGUGCAACUCGAUAUUUACAAGAAACAGGUGACGGAUCUGAAUGAAAAAUUAGACGCGGAAAUAACGAAAGCCGAUAAAUUGGAGAUUGAAAACAAGAAGUUGAGUAGUCGCGCUGCCUCCCUGCAGAGGGAGAGGGACGCGCUCGUUGAGGAAAAGAGUAUGCUCCGUGAGACCGUCGACGAACUGCGGUGCUCCACGAUGACCACGGACGCAAGUAAAGACAAUGUCUCAAGGGAGCUAAUGCCGAAUGACGUCAAGGAGCGCUUGAUCAGGCUGGAGCACGAAAAUAAACUGCUGAGGCAGAACCAGAGUGCGCCGUUUGACGAGGCUCUAAUCGAGGACUACAGGGCUCGACUCGAGAAGCAACGCGCCGAGAACCGCGAGGCGAGCCAGCGGAUCAUGCAGCUCGAGGCCACGCUCGAAGCUCCUCAUCCUAGACUUGCCUCUGCCAUAGAGGACAACCAGAGAAAAUCUCUCCAAGUCGAAGAGCUCCAGAACGCUCUGAGCGAAGAGAGGCGUCGCUCCGCCAAGCUGCAGGAGGACGUCGCCGCACGAGACGCGGACCUGCUGGCGCUCGAGGACAAGUACAAGAAGUACGUCGAGAAGGCCAAGGAAGUCAUCAGGACUCUCGACCCGAAAACUACAGGUCAACAGUCAAUAUCUGAUCCGACACAAGGUAACGCCGGCGCCGCUAAUGCGUCACGGCCGGACCCCACGGCCACAAACAACAAUAGACACGAGUGGGGCGGCAGCGGCGCGGAGACGGCCCGCGACAGCGAGCAGCGCCUCGUGACGUCGGCCUGGUACCAGCUGGGCGCGCGCUGCCACCGCGACGCCGUCGAGACCAGGCUGGCGCUGCUGUCCGCGGGCCACUCCUUCCUGGACCGGCAACGCAGACAGCCGCCGCGCAGACACCCGCGCGCGCCGCCGCUCAAGAAGUCUGCACAAUGACGUCACUAGAUCCUCAUCGUUCACACGAUCGAACAAACUUCGAACCUACGGCAAUAAACUAACAAAAUUGACCUACUUUAGAAGAAUUGAUAGUUUUUAGCGAUCAUAUAUCGAAAGAUCAAUCAGGCGGAAACUAAAAAGACUUCCGCGCGCGCCCCCCCUCAAAAAGUCUGCACAAUGACGUCAUUAGAUCCUCAACGUUCACGCGAUCGGCCAGACUUCGAACCUACGGCAAUAAACUAACAAAAUUGACCCAUUUUAGAAGAGUUGAUGGUUUUUAGCCAUCAUAUAUCGAAAAGAUUUAUCAGGCGGAGAAUAAAAAUACUUCCGCGCGGGCCCCCCUCAAGUAGUCUGCACAAUUACGUCAUUAGAUACUCAUCGUUCACACGAUCGACCAGACUUCGGACUUACAGCAAUACAAUGUGAGAAUUUCGUGGAUAUAUAAUUCAAGAUAAAAAGUAACAGAUAUAAAUUAAGCAAAGGCAGUGCCUUUGUUUGUGACCUUGGUAAUCCAUGGACAACAGUAACCUUUUUAAGAUCUGUUUUGGAUGUCAAUAAAAAAGAUGUCCUCUUAAGAUCUUUCGUCCAUAACUGGAUCGGGUCGUGUGUAAUAUUCUGUACGAGGUUCUCUUUCCCUGACGAGGUUUGUCCCAGUGUUCGUUACAAAAAAAUUAUAUAUAAUUAAAAUUUAAAAUAAUGACAUGGUUUUAUCGAUCGAAGAUUCCUCUAUUUUUGUACAAAAAGUAACGUAAGAAUGUUAGUUAAGAUCCCACCUUUUUGUGCCGACGUGUCUUUUAACUAUACGCAAAUUUCUGUACAAACGAUUUUCAAAGUGUCAAUUCCUAUUAAUGUAAGAGACCUCUUCAGAACUCUUUGAAAUGAGUAAUUGUACGUUCAUAAUUUACGAACGUGCAUAACAAUAUAAUAUUUAAUGUAAAGUAAAUAAGCACCCAAAUUGCUUGUAAGAAAUAAAAUGAUAUAUGUAUUAAUAGAAAUUGGACCUUAACGUAAUUCUGUCUUUCCGUCCUAAAACAAUAAAAUAAAAGUUGACUUUAACAUGCGCCAUCUUAAAAUAAUUAAAAGAAAUUUGGAUGUUUUCCACAUAUUUUCUUUUUAAUUUGGGUGCCUCACUGUUAUUCUAACUAGCUAAUAUUGAUUUUUAAUCAUAACAAUAAUACUACAAAGACAUAGAUUUAAGUGCUCUUUUUUUCGAUGAUUUCUUUAAAAUGGAAAACAUUUAAAAUCGCAUUAUGCAAGUGCGCAAUAUGAUUUUGAAAUGUUAUUUAAUUUGGCAUAAGAGAAACGGAGAAAUGAUUUAAUCACAAUGUAGUGUUGUUCAAUUUAAAAUAUAGGUAUUUACUAAUAAUAUUAUAACUUUUUUUGUUGCAUUUGUUCCAUUAAGCUUUUUCUAUAUAUAUUAAUACAUUAUAGUUAACAUACUAAGAUUAGAACAAAUUAUCUUGAAAUGUAAAAAUUGUAAUGUUAAAACUUUCUCUAUCAUUUACCACCAUUACGGAACACAGCAGUAAAAUCGACCAUGCUGGUUCCAUAUCGAUAGUUAAUUAAUGCAAAGGAGAUUAUUUGUUUAAUUAUAAUGAUGAUAUAUUAUUGAUCUGAAAUUGCUUCAAUUAUUUUGUUACAUUUCUGUAUUUAUUUUUGUUUAAUUUCAUUAAGUCCAUAGUAUACAGGGUGUUUAGGAAUGGUUCUUGAAUACGAUAAUAGAUGGCACCAUUGAUGAUUCUUGGUAACGAAAACACUGAAGGAAUCGUAAUUAAAACAAUAUGUUGAUGCGUCGACCUCAUUUCUCACGGUGGAUGACGGUUUUAACAUUGUGAUGUCCGGGUGAAUAAUGAGUUCAUUCACCUAUCUCUAAUAAAAGAAAAUUAUUAAUGACUGAACUACUGCGCUUAAAACUUAAUUUUUAAUUUUACACCCUGUAUAUAUGUUUUGUGUAUAUCGCGGCCAAGGAAGCAAAGGUUUGGAUAUGGUUUUUCAAAAAUCACUCAAGUACGUAUGUAUAGUUUUUUUAUUCUAAUAUAAUUUUAUUGCAUAUAUGCGUGUAUGAGCUCAUAGCCCCUGGUAUUAAGUGGUUAUCGGAAUCCCAAAGAUAUCACAAUGUGAAUGCCGCCACCCACCUUGAGACAUGAGGUCUAAGUGUCAAAACUGUAUAUAAAAUGUUGCAAUAAGAAACCCAUAAUACAUUAAAUCCAAUAAAAUUUUAAAUGUACAAAUUGAAAAAGUAAUCUAAUCUCGAGUUGUUUAAUUACAUAUUGGUCUUCCUAUAAAAUGUACACAUUGUAAUGAUUGAACAUGUGAUAAGUAGUUUGUUGCUAUAAUUUUGAUGCUCAAGUUUUUUUUUUCUUCUGUAUUCCUUCUUUCGCUUCGUUAUUUUAGUUGGUAAGAUAACACAGAACAAAGGAGAUAAUAUUAUGAUUUUCGUGAAAAUAAUAAUAUUAAAUUUAUAUACAGUAUUGUUUUUUAUAUAGUUUAUGAUAGUAAAUACAUAUAACAAAAGAUUUAUUGUUUGUUGAAUUAUAUUACAUAUAUUAUGCUACGAAUACAAACUUAUUCUUUUAUUCACAAUCUAUGAUUAAGAAAACUGAGUCACAAAUCACAACCGCGCUUUCUUUCGCUAGAGAAGAUAAUUAUUUCGAUUACAAAUGUCAUAAGUUAAUUUUACAUUGAUUGUGGUUGAUGAGGUUAUAAAAAUUAAUCUUUGUUUUCCAAUUAUUAUCACGUAAAAAAGUGUGUGUGUCCGCUCCGACGCACGACUGGAGUUUACUGGAUAUAAAAAAUUAAACGAAACAAUACGAGAAAUAGUUCUAUAUUACGACAACACGAUACACUACAGAUUAUUAACAAAUUAACGAGACACAAAACAAACGACUAACAAAUAUAUGAAAAUACAAUAAUGAGAGAAACGCGCGAUCAGUACGAGGCUUUGUGGCGGACUGCCGGCGCAGCAGCCCGGCGUCACCUGCGAUAACGCAUUUCGUGUGACAUGCGCAAUCAGGCGCAUAACGCAUUUAGUGUGACAUGCUAUUACGAUUUUGGUCCCCAUAAUUUUCAUACCCCGGGCCUAUAUAUGUAAAUCGAUUCUAAAGGAGUAAACUCCAAUAAAAUCUUAUCGUUCUUAGAAGAUAUUAUUAUAUUAUAUCAAAAAACAUAUUAUUUUUGAUAAUAAUAAUAAUAACGCAGAUUCGAUUUUAUUUCUCUUUCUUUACGGUUAGAUUUCUAAAGCGGAUAUAGGCUUAGUACUGUAUUCGUUCAAUUCACUAUACGUCGAGUGAUUGACAAAUGCAGCUCUUCGGCUUGGAGUCCGUUUCGACUCCUGCUGAUUCAUUUCUUAUAAAACCUUUUUUUUUGUCAAAGUAGCCCUUAAAUAUCUCUUGGGAUACCUAAAAAUUAAGAUAGAGUACUUUAGUCACCUUUAUCAAUCUAGUAAAAUGAAGACCGCGAAAAUAGCAUGAGUAUAUUUCAAAUGGGGCCUUAACUCUAAGAAAGAGCUCUCGGAGCUCGGAGCUAUGAAUUCGCUUAAUAAAUCUCAGACGCAACUGCGCGUUAUAAUUUAUGAUUUUUACAGGCAUUUAUAUGCUGUUUCGAAAAAUAAAUUUUACAGCGUUAUUUCUCUUUUAUUGCGUUCAUUUAAAAAUUUCUUACGAAUGCUAGCUAAGAGACAAGUUAUAAAUCCCUCUGGUAUUAAUUAUUAGUUGUGCUUUCGUGCGUAAUAUAAUCUUAACAACGCACUAACUUUGCUUUGAAGACCACAUUAUAAUUACAGUAGGAGAGAUGAGAUAAACUUGAAAAUUCAUCAUAAUUUUUUUUAGUUAUAAUAAUGACAUGAAAAAAAAUUACAUAAAGUAUUGGCUCCAUAAUAUGAUUAUAUGACGUCUUGCGUUUUCCAGCUAUAACAUUGGACGUAUCUUUCACCUAUUGUUAUAUUAUAUAUUCUGCCAAAUGGCGUUAAAACAAUUAUGUCUUUGCUUUUUAUUUAUUUAUUUUUAUUGCAUUGAUGGGUGUACGAGCUCACAGCUCACCUGAUAUUAAGUGGUUACCGGAGCCCAUAGACAUCUAUAACGUAAAUGCCACCAUCCACCUUGAGAUAUGAGUUCUAAGGUCUCAGUAUAGCUACAACGGCUGCCCCACCCUUCAAACCGAAACGCAUUACUGCUUCACGGCUGAAAUAGGGUGGUGGUGGUAUCUACCCGUGCGGAUUCACAAGAGCUCCUACCACCAGUAAUUACGCAAAUUAUAAUUUUGUGGGUUUGAUUUUUUUACACGGUGUUAUUCCUUCACCAUGGAAGUAAUUGGUCCGUGGCUUUCAAUAUUUUUGGCGGGAAUUUCAAAAUCAUUAAACACCUAACUAUAAAAUUACGACUCAAUAAUUUUCUCAUAUGAAGUUUCGUCUCAAUCAAAAACUUUUUUUUCCAAAAGUAUGUAUAGUCUAUCUGUGAACUAUGUUGUGAAUCAAAACUUUAAUCACGAAAAUUAGGAAGAAUAAGAUCGAUCAUUGACUAUGGAAGUGUUUCGCUGAAUUUAGGGUCAUUAUAAUUUUUUUAAAGUUCUUUAAUUACGGACCGUUUUGUGGAUGUCGUUAUUUUCUACCAUGUAAUUUUAAGUAUGCAAAAAUGAAGUUUCCGUAUUGUACUUAUCAUCCAAGCUGCCGAGCGUUUGCAAGGAGAUAAAUCCUUGAGUCCCUGAUUGCCAAUGAUCAACACUAUUACCUAUACGAAUGACACUGUUGCGUCGUUGAAAUGAUAGUGAAAAUGAAACUCAAAUGUGUUAACUAUUUGUGUUACAAUAAUUAUAAAAGUUUAACAAAUUUCGUUUGUAUUUUGAGUAAAUACAUAUUUAUGUUAGUAUUAGUUUUAACAUGUGAUUAAUUAGAUUGUUAUAUAGACAAUAUUGAGUUUUGAAAUAAUAUAUGGAUUUUCAUGAUUA